AUGAAAGUAUCUCUAAAACUCGAAGAUCAAACCCAAACCCAUAACCCUAUCCACUUCAAAGCCAAAAUCCCCAUCGCCGUCUUCGGAAUCCCCUUCCUCUCCGGCUUCUCCGCCACCCACCACCACCCCUCUCCGUCCUCCGACACCCUCUCCCUCUCCCUCCGCACCCACUUCCCCUCCGGCCCCUCCCUCAAACUCUCCUACACCACCCCCACCUCCACAACCACCCCCACCACCGCCACCACCACGGCAGCACCUUUCACACUCACUCUCAAAUCAGGCAUCAGUCUUUUCGGCUCCCCCAACAAUUCCCCCCUAAUCAUCUCCGCCAAUUUCUCCUUUUCCCCUCAAAACCCUAACCCUAACCCUAAUUUCGUUCUCCAAUUCAAACCCCAGUUGGGCUCAUUCUCGCUUCGUAAAUCGAUUACCUCCACUGUUUCCAACACUAAGAAGAAGAUCAAUGGUGGGAAUGGUGAGAAUGCAAAUUCGUAUGGAUUUGUGCCGUUGGAUCGGCCGAACAUAUGGAAAGAUUUGACGGUGGAAUCGGGCGGAAAAGAUUCGAUCUUGUCGGGUUUUUUGGUGUCGGCGGAUACCGAAUUGCCCGUAACUAAACGGGUUAAGGUGAAUUUACGAUGGGGUGUGAGCGUUCCAAACGACGAUAAGCAAUUGUCAUAUUUGCCGUAUUUACGGGUGAAUAAGAUUAAGGUUGAGAGGGUUGAAUUUGAUGAUGUGAAGGAAGAAAAUGUGGAUCAAAAGAUGGGGAUUGAGGGGGAGUUUGAGAUGUUGAAGGGUAUGUGUUCUUGGAUGAGUAGAGAGUUGAGUGAUUUACGGAGGGAUAACCGAGAGAUGAGACGUACGUUGGAGGAUGUUAAGUCGCUGCAGCCGUUAAGAAAUCAUAAUGGAUACAAUGCGGGUAGUGGGAAGAGCAAGAAGGCGGCGGUUGAAAAUUCGGACGGGUUUGAGCAGUGGAGGGCGAAGAAGGCAAAUGCGCAGAAAGAAACGAAGCAGAAUGCCGGUUCGUGUGAUGUGGAGAAUGAACUGCAGAAAGCGAUCAAGGCUGCAUCGUCGUCGCAAUGA
Molecule: messenger RNA, 1077 nt
Organism: Helianthus annuus (common sunflower)
Lineage: Eukaryota; Viridiplantae; Streptophyta; Magnoliopsida; Asterales; Asteraceae
Exons: 1
Coding region: 1-1077 (358 amino acids)
Source: RefSeq, a predicted model, not a curated record